Cavia porcellus (domestic guinea pig) is the source of this 10291-nucleotide messenger RNA. It is a transcript of the gene Hoxb3, whose product is annotated as homeobox B3. Gene Ontology annotation, biological process: anterior/posterior pattern specification; embryonic skeletal system morphogenesis; regulation of transcription by RNA polymerase II. The transcript is spliced from 3 exons. Bases 7569 to 8861 code for a protein of 430 amino acids. The record is from RefSeq and is a predicted model, not a curated record. Gene Ontology annotation, molecular function: DNA-binding transcription factor activity, RNA polymerase II-specific; RNA polymerase II cis-regulatory region sequence-specific DNA binding. NCBI's taxonomy places the organism in Eukaryota, Metazoa, Chordata, Mammalia, Rodentia, Caviidae. Gene Ontology annotation, cellular component: nucleus.
UCUCCUCCUGAAGGGGAAGGUCACAGUGGUCCUUUGAGCCUGAAAUCGAAAGACCCCCUUCCCCCUCCUGGUCACGUGAUUCAUUAAAUAAUUAAUGCCGAGGUUGCAGAAUAGAUAUGUAUUCGUCAGGAAAAUCACGGGCUUGGUCUCCCUGUUUCUGACGUGCAAUUCAACUGUCCUUUGAAAAACAAGCCUGUACCCCGAGAAAAAAAGAGAGAGAGCCAGAUAGGGGGAGAGAGAGAAAAGAGAGAGAGAGAGAGAGAGAGAGAGAGAGAGAGGAAAAGAAAAGGAGACAGCAAUAAAAGCGCCCCGCAAGCCGGAGCCGCACCGCGGGCUGGCGUGUUGUAAGUAGAAGGGGUUUCUCACUACCUACCGCGUCUUCUGUGUCCAUGUAAAUUUAUUGUUUGUUAUUAAUGUUAUUGUCGUAAAGUGUGACAAAUAACCAUCUUCGCUUCCUGCCAUUUCUCUUCACACGGUGUGCUGUGUGUUUAUACCCAUUGAGGCAUUGCAUAGAGAUUUUAGGAAUACUUUCUCUCUCUCUCUCUCUCUCUCUCUCUCUCUCUCUCUCUCUCUCUCCAACCUUUUUCUUGAUUUAUAGCAAUAUGGGUGUCAGCUUCUCCUCCUCGGCCCGCAUGCCAACCAUUGUGUGUUUGCGCGUGCGUCUGCGUGUGUUUGUGGGUGACUUGCGUUGUUUAUGGCCAUGUCUUGGAUAAAUCAUUUCUCAAGGAAAAUGAUGUGGGAGCUUGGCCGUUUCCGCGGCUGGGAGGCCGGGACAGAGUCGUUCUCUCCGAGGUCCUUCUCUCCCUUUGCUCGCAGGAGCUGGUUAUUUCAAUUUGCAGUAAUAGAUCAGCAGUUAAUAUGAAAACUGUAGAGCUAGAGGUCUUCAAUUACAGCAUCUGCGACCAUCAAUUAAGGCGGGAUUUGUAUAAAUUUGGUAAACCAGAAGCGCCUCGUUGGCAUAGAAACCCAUUCACGGACCACGACCUCAUGUAAAAACUGUAUUUCUGAGCCCGAGAGAGCCAGCAAAGAGGCUGCAUGUCUCCGUGACUGUCCUCUGGGAGUCUGGCUUCUCCAGCUCCCCUGGCCUGAGCGAACCAAACUCAACUCCAAAAGCCAAGGAGCCCCGGCCCAGGGCUGGAGAGCUGGCGGUGGAGGAAUUAACUGUGGGUGAAAGCAAAGAUGUUUGGAAUGGACAGGGACCCCGUCAAAGUUUUCUGUAGCUGUAACUGCAACCGGAUGGAUGGGAGGGAUCAGUGGAGUUUUACAGCUUCAUUUGCAGGUCUGAUGCUGUGGCGGUGUUGGGGUAGAGAAGGAGCCACCCAAAUUGAGGGGAGGCAGUGGAGGCCGGCAAGGGGUGAAGGGCAGAGAGAGCCGCUGAGAGCCUGGCUCCCCACUUUCCUCCUGGCUAACAAAACGAGGAGAUGAAUUCACACCCCACAAGCCUCCCUUACACCUAAAACAAAGAGAAGUUUCCUAGGCAGUGAGAGACUCUGUGUGUCUGGGCUGAAGUGUGUGUGUGGUUUUCUAAAGUUUUUUCUAGAAGAGAAGUGUUCUAGGAAUCAAUCAGGUGACCCCAAGAAGCUGGAGGGUGUUCAAGGACAUGGGAUGUGUUCCCGCACUUAAGCCCCCAUCUUUCAAAGAGGGGGAUCUCGGGGUGCAGUUGAAGAGGGGACAGCUUUUUUCUAGGGUUUCCUGUGGUGGUUACAGGAGCUGAUCAAGAGCAAAGCCUGAGAGGUGGCUUCUGGGGAUGACCGACCUGUAUGGUGCCCCAGAGUGGUGACAGGGAUGCGUGGGGGCAGAAGCCCAGCCCGGCUGCUGGCUGCUGGUCUCUGGCUGGAGCGGGGCCAGCUGACUUUAUAGCCAGUAUCAUCUGUGCCACUUAACUCUGUCUGCUAGUGUAAACCUUGGAGCAGGCAAAUUAGGGCAAGCCGGGCCAGGUGUUAAUUAUUCAUGGCCCAGCCCUUGCUCACUCCCACGGGCUGUCACUGUCACUGUGGAUGCUGAGUCCCUUCCUCUUUAAGAGGAGAUUAUGGGGACUGUGAUGGGUGAAGCCCCUGGAGGGGCUGGGGAAGACACCCCGGACCUGGGAGGAGUAGGGGCGCCAGGUCUUUCUGUCCUAUUCCCCUUCAGUCCUGAGGGUUGGCAGAUCCCCCUCUCAUGUGUGCCUGUGAGGGAGGUGAGCGGAGUUUCCACUUCUUCAUGUGGGACACGAGGUGUGUAAGGUGUGGAAAAGUGGGAGAGUGAGUUCACUCCCAACUGGUGCUUCAGAAUGGAGGCCCAAGACAAGGGGGAGAGGACCCCUCUUCCCUAGGAUGCAAGAGGGCCCAGAAGAAGGAAGAGAGAGCAUAGACUUACUUGUGUUAGCUUCUGAAUUCAGUUGGCUUUGGAGGAUGGAAGACAAAAGGGGUAUGGUGGGGGGUGGGGACCUGAAAGAUCGCCCUUUGGGCCAGGCCAGGUGGCAGGGGAACUGGUGGGAGCAGACCCACAGGGCCUAGCCCUGUCCCCACCCCCUAUACACCCUGGCCUGGCCUGUGGCACUCUCACUCUUCCUGUCCACUCCACCAGCCCCCUGGGGUCUUUGUCUCCUCUGGCCUUGGGGAGGUGGCACAGAUGCCCCACCCCUUCCCUCCCCCAACUGCACACUGAUGCCCCAAGAGACAAAGCAGGGGGACCAUCCCUGGCCACUGUUAUCUUUCAGUCUCUGGCCCCUUCCCUGUACCUCUGUGUGAGGCCUGAUGCCCUCUCUUCAGCCGCCUGGGCCGACCCCCAAUCAGCAAGCUUGAAAGGCCCUGGUUGUUUUCUUAAGUUUAUUGGCACUUGGCUCCCCAAGCCCGGGAGCACCCUGUCUUUUGCCCUGUGUGUACCCCAUCCCAUCCCUCUGAGCUGAGUCUGUGUCCUUCGGGGAGAGGGGCGGAGAGAGGGGCGAUGGUGCCUGAGGUGCCCUGGGUCUCUGUCUACCCAUGGGCCUGGCAGCCAGAGCAUCUGAAGAUGUGGGUGGGAGUGGAGCUGAAGGAUGAGGAGACACCAGGCAGAGGCAGCAGCAGGCUCCCUUCUGGCUGGGAAGUCAAGGCUGAGCCCAAGGGGACAGGGAGAGUGGGCCACAAAGGGCAGACCACAGAGAAGCAGACACACAGCGCCCGGACCUGGACGCACGGCACAGGGAGGGAGUGGAAGGGAAGCCACCCACUGUGCAGGACAGUCUGUCCAGGGCAGAGAGUGGGUUUCUCAUCAAGAAAGGGUCCGAGGCCGGGAGGACAGAGUGGCUUCCUGAGUGAUUACUGGAGACACUUACGAGUCCUCAGUGCGCCUCAAUUCAGAUUCACUUGGAAUGCAGAGAGAGGCAGGGCCGGGAAGACAAAGCAACCAGGACUGGAGGGAGGGUUUAGGGGAGAGAGAGGGGCGCCAGCUAGAAAGAGAGACAGACAGACGCAGAGAGGAAGAGAAAGAGGGAGAGACGGAGAAGAAGAACCCAGCCCCUGGGGUGCAGACACUCGGGGCCCCUCCAGAAGCCAGGUCGCUGUUUUUCUCUGCACAGCCAGCUCUCUCCACAGGAAGCUGAGGCUCCUCAGGAGGAGCCCCCAGAGUGGGUCCUGGGGGCCUACAUCAGGCUCCAGGCAGCUGGCGUAGGAGCCCUAGUGCCAGGAAAAGGCCGAGGCGUCCCAGACAGGACACUUGGGUCACCACCUCCACCGGCCACCACCGGUCACUAAAUCAUCGCGGCCUGAGUUUUCCAGAUUCAUCCGGGAGGGGAGAGGAUGGGCCGGCCUCUCACACUUGGGCCCGGCGUCCUCCCGGCUUUUCAUCCUCCUGCUCCCCCAGGGUUCGUUGUCUCCUUUGCCUCUCCAGGGAGCAGGAGACCAAUGCCACUCCUCCCUGCAGCCCCAGACUUGGUUCCCAGAGGCCUCGCUUCCUGCGUCCCCUCCCAGCCCGUCCUGCAGGAAGGCAGAGAAAAGGGACGGCUCCUGGCAGCCUUAGGAACCCGGAGGGAAGCGAGCCUGCCCUGGCCCCGCAGUGCUCCCCGCGUGGCCCCGCUCCGCCCUGCCCUGCCCUGCCCUGCCCUGCCCGUCUCCGCAGGGCCGGCUCGGACAUAUGGAACCCAUUUCGCCGGUGACAUUGAAGAGCCGCCUUCCGCCGCGGCGCCCCCUGCGCCUGGCCGCGCCCCCGCCACUCCACUCGCGAUCCCCUCGCCCGGCGACUCGGCUCUGGAAGGCACAGCCCGGCUCGGGGCCACACGGGUCCGGGCUCCGCAGCCCCACGCGGGCCGAGGCGGGGCGGGACCCCGGGCGUCUCCUCCGCAGCGGGCGCAGGGCCGCGCGCGCCUCGGACCCCGAACAAAGCCGCUGGGGCGGGCGCGGGGCGGCGAUCGCGGCCUCUCCCCACCCCCUCGCCGCCGGCGGGGCGCUGCGGGGCCCGGGCAUGCGGACGGCAGAGGCGGCGGAGUCCCGCUCGGGGCCCAGGCUCCCGGGCCUGGCCAGCGGUUCCCGCGCGCCCCCUGCGCGGCCGGCCCACCCGCAGCUGCCCUAGCGGGGCGCGCACAGGAGGGGAGAUUUCUCGCCUGCCGCUCGCGCUGGGGCUCGGUGUGAAUAUAUAUUAUGUCUGCCUGUUCUCCCCUCGUCGGUGGCUAAGGUAAGCCGGGCUGAAUAGGCUCUCAGUUUGUGAAUGGCGGAGAGUAUGUCUCAAUGAUUUAUGGCCCAUAUGACUCCAAUCUCGGUUCAAGAAGAGUUCACAGCUUUAAGCUUCCUUCCACGCAGCCACUGCCUCUCUCUCCCUCUCUCUCCCCCUCUCCCUCCCUCCCUCUCUCUCUCCCUCUCCCUCUCUCUUUCUGCAUCUCUCCUUUCCUUGCUUUUCUUCCAACAGCCGGAAAGAUCCAGGGCUGAGUUUGCUCCCCGGUUGCCAAGAAGAAGCCGAACCUUUUCCUCUCGGUCUCUGUCUCUCUCUCUGGCUGUCUCUCUUGUUCUUUUUCUUCCAUUAAUUUUUUAAGUCCUGGAAGGUGGCCUGUUUUCUCUCCUGGGGCUUCUCCAGCUAUUGUUACCGUCCUUGGCUCUCCUGGGGGUGUGCCUGGCAAGGUGGGGUUCUUGGGGGAGGAGGUGAUACCUCCUCUUUCCAGCGGCACCCAGGGGGAAAAGCUGGGCGCCACCGUCUCCCUCCCACCCUUCGCAGGAGCCAUAUGGAGCCUGAAUUUUUCCAACAUGGAGGCGAGGGAAAUAGACGUGUUUGGCUGGGUAGAGCUGCUCCCCACCCGCCUUCUCCCCUAGUCCAGAUCUCAGAUCCCCUCAGCACCCUCUCACCGGUCCCCCCAGCCAGGCCUCCGCUCCCUCCAACCCAGCCAGGCCGAGGCAAAGUUGCCCGGGCGCCUUUUAAUCCGGUUACCUCCAGAGCCCAAACUUGCCGCCACCACCACCUCCACAGCCACCGCCGCCUCGGGGUGGGCUGGGAACCUGCCGCUGGUCGCUAACCACCUUGGUGUCCGGAUGGCUUUCUCUUUCCCCUUCUUGGCCCGGCCAGCCAUAAAGGUAGCUGGUUGCCAGCCACUGACAACAGCAGCCGCCACCGAGGAGACAGCCUUGUGACUGCAGUGGCAGCAGCCAAACACUGUCCCGCUGCAAAACCCUUCCAGCCCGGUGUCACCGCCGGCAGCCUCCAUUCUUUGCUUUCAGUCUCUGGCUCCCGAGCCUCUGCGCUGAAGGUUUGGGGUUUAUUACAGGGGGAGCGACAGAAAUUUCGGCCCCCCCCCGGGCGUCUGGUCAAAUUAUUGUUUUAUUAUUAUGACCACCAUCAUCAUCAUCAUCAUUGCUGUAACAAUCACUUAGACUAAAUAAAGCCAGGGCCAGCCAGCUAACCCCUCCAAGGUUUUUAUUUCAUUCUCUAUCUAUUAAUAACAAACUCAACUGACGCCUGUUAAUUAAUUCCCCUUUCAGCCAGGGCCACUUGGAAGCUAAUUUUGGUUAAAUCAUCAGAGGCCAAUAGUAAUAAUAAUAAAGGGAUUGGGUCAGCCUGGUCAAUUGAACUCCAGUUCUCCCUGGAAGGACCUCCUGCUUGGUAGACCCUUGUGUACUUCCAGAAACAAUUUUUUUCCCUCAGAAACCAAUCGGAACUCAGGGCCACCCAGACUCCCUUUCCAGUAUAAAUCUGUGCCACUGAGACCGAGAAGGGGAUUUAUGUGUGGGAGGGACUUCCUCCACCUGGACUCCUUCUAUCUCAUUUCCCUGAUUUCAGUGUCCUUUGGAGUUGACCAGCAGGCUGAAUGCCAUUUAAGUUUUCCCAGUGCACAUGACAGAGGAGAGGAGCAGAAGGACAUUUUAUGGAAAGUGCCAGGGACUGGGCAGUCAGAAGUUUCAGACAAAUACACAAAAUUCUGUGGCAACCCGGCUCUUUAUUUUGCUGGCAUACUUUGAUAAGGCUGCAUUAAAAUACCGAUUUUAUUUUUAUUUUUAUUUGUGCCUCAGGGACCCCCAGGAAACAGGGGUACCCUCUGUUUCCAACUCAGACCAUCAUGCUGUUCAAAUUGCUUUUUGAUUUUUUUUCCUCCACUAAUCCUCUGUUAGAAGGCACUUUUCCCGUCUUAGUAGAAACGUUCAACAGUUACCCGAUUUCUUUUUUUCUUCUUCUUUUGGAUAAAUCAAAACAGAAUGUCAAGAAAAUGAUGGGGGGAACUGUCAUGUUUAGAGAUGGAGGAGAGACUUGGGCCACAUCCACAGAGCACGGAGCUCUGCCUGGGACGUGGAAACAACCCUGCGUCCCCUUGGAAGCUCCCUGGGGCUGCUGGCUGCAGGGUCCCAGGCCUGGCUGGGCAGAGAGUGCCAGGGAUGGUGGUACCUGCAGCAGGGCCGCGGAAGGAGGAGUUUCUGGGUCUCUCUGUGGUCCUCUUUGUGCAGGAGGCAGACGGGAGAGGGGACCUCCCGGAGCGGUCCCCUGAACUUGCUUCCUGCAGGCUAGACUGUCUAGGAGACGGCUGGCCAGGGAGGCAGCGCGGCCUCUGGGUGCAAAGGAGCGCUUCAGCACGCUCUUAUGUGGCAGUCUGCGGGUGCUCGGCCCAGCCACCCUAUCCCGGAGUUGGGGGAGGUUAGCGGAGGGAGUGGGAGAGGCAGGGCCGGGCACAGGCGGGGCAGUGGGCCGUGCAGCGUGCUAGCUAGGGCUGUCGUCCCAGGCAAGCCCCACAGGAGUAUUCGCCUGAUUUUUUUAAGUGGAAAUGAAAACUGGCGGGCAUUUUUUUUUCUCUUUAAAGUCAAAGCAUUUAAGUAGGAAAACUCCCAUUUCGGGGCCAGAGAUUUGGCCUCAGCAAUUGCUCCGGAGACGCUGGGGAAGGGAGAAGAAAAAAAAAAACAACCCCUAUUGCUGUCAGUUCCCUUUUCAGUUGCUAAGAUGGAUUCGAGUUCCAGUCCUCUUCCCCCUUGUGUUUCUUCUCUCGCCCCGCAGGUCAGCCAGCUCGGAACAGACCCGGGAGGAGGGGGGCAGAGUGUGUGUGGGGGGGUCCAGCGUGUCACGUGACCCCCAGGGGUGCCAAUGUCCGGUCGUGAGGGUAUCAGGCCCUUGCGAGUUGCCACCUACUGCCCGGGCCUCGCCCAGCGAUGCAGAAAGCCACCUACUACGACAACGCCGCGGCUGCGCUCUUCGGAGGCUACACCUCGUAUCCGGGCAGCAAUGGCUUCGGCUACGACGGGCCCCCCCAGCCCCCCUUUCAGGCCACCACGCACCUGGAGGGUGACUACCAGCGUUCGGCGUGCUCGCUGCAGUCUUUGGGCAACGCCGCCCCCCACGCCAAGCACAAGGAGCUCACCGGCAGCUGCAUGAGGCCCGGCCUGGCCCCCGAGCCCCUGCCCGCCCCACCGGGCUCGCCCCCGCCCAGCGCCGCACCCACUAGUACCACUAGCAACAGCAGUAACGGGGGCGCGCCCGGCAAAAGCGGGGCCCCCAAGUGCGGGCCCGGCUCCAACGCCACCCUCACCAAACAGAUAUUCCCCUGGAUGAAAGAGUCGAGGCAGACAUCCAAGCUGAAAAGCAGCUCCCCCGGCACAGCAGAGGGCUGCGGCGGCGGCGGCGGCGGAGGAGGCGUAGGCGGCGGCGGCGGAGGGAGCAGCGGCGGUGGGGGCGGGGGCGGGGACCGCAGCCCCCCGGGCUCGGCGGCGUCCAAGCGCGCGCGCACGGCGUACACGAGCGCGCAGCUGGUGGAGCUGGAGAAGGAGUUCCACUUCAACCGCUACCUGUGCCGGCCGCGCCGCGUGGAGAUGGCCAACCUGCUGAACCUCAGCGAGCGCCAGAUCAAGAUCUGGUUCCAGAACCGGCGCAUGAAGUACAAGAAGGACCAGAAGGCCAAAGGGCUGGCCUCGUCGUCCGGGGGUCCCUCUCCGGCCGGCAGCCCCCCGCAGCCCAUGCAGUCCACAGCCGGCUUCAUGAACGCCUUGCACUCCAUGACCCCCAGCUACGACAGCCCGUCCCCGCCCGCCUUCGGCAAAGCCCACCAGAAUGCCUACGCGCUGCCCUCCAACUACCAGCCGCCGCUCAAGGGCUGCGGCGCCCCGCAGAAGUACGCCCCGACCCCGGCGCCCGAGUACGAGCCCCACGUGCUGCAGGCCAACGGGGGCGCCUACGCCACGCCCGCCUUGCAGGGCAGCCCGGUGUACGUGGGCGGGGGCGGCUACGGGGAGCCGCUGCCGCCCCCUGCCGGGCCCUCCCUCUACGGCCUCAACCACCUCUCCCACCACCCCCCGGGGAACCUGGACUACAACGGGGCACCCCCGAUGGCCCCCAGCCAGCACCACGGACCCUGCGACCCGCACCCCACCUACACAGACCUCUCCUCUCACCACGCGCCUGCUCCUCAGGGUAGAAUCCAAGAAGCGCCCAAGUUAACACACCUGUGAUGGGACGGGGCUGCCAGGGGCAGGGGUGAGCAGGGGGGCGGCUGUGGAGCUCUGUGCAGGGGUGCAGGGAGGCGAUCACCAGGCCUCCCGGGCCUGGGGCUCCUUCCCUUCCCACCCCUUCGCCCAAGGGGUCCUCCACCCCCUGGUUCCCUCUGCCUGCCAACCCUUCAGGAAGGAAUUCACAGCAGAUUGGAUCUGACCCCCCAGGAGCUCCAGGGCUCCAGCGCUACCAAGUUGGAAUUCCGCGCUGCAGAGGGGCUGGGGUAGAGGAGGACAAGCUACGAGCUGGGAGGCAGAGAAGCACAGUCAGAAAAGCAAACAAACACAAAAAAAGAUGGCUCCGCAGGGCAGGCCAUCACCAACCACCAACUUACCUUCCAUCUCUCUGGGUUAUUCCCCCAACUCCUGGUAUUUCCCCCUCUUUCCCCUUUAAGAAAGCGAGAAAACACGUUGAAACCCAAGGGCACAAAGCAUGCUCCCCUCCCGCUUCCCUGAGCCUCGGCUGGCUCUGCCUCUGCCGGAGGUUUCUCUGUUUGUAGCCCCACAGCGUUCACACCUACACCUCACCCCCGCCAGGGACAGUGUUCAGAGGGCUCAGGGAUGGGGACAGAUACAGAAAGUCAGAGCUGCCUAGAGUAUAAAUAUAUAUAUUUUUUCUUUGAAGGAAAAGUCAGGAGGCCCAGGCAGGCAAGGACUGAAAUUUUGCCUGCCCUGGGGCCCUGUCUCAGCUACUGAUCCAUCCCCCUCUCUCUGCAGAAAGCAAUCAGCCACAUGAAAUUUUUCCACUUUUCUUCUGUUACUCUCUUGACUUAACGUGAAAACAGGGUAUAUUUGAACAAACUGUUUGUCCCAGGCAGGGGCUGCAGCAGGGCCUGCGGGUCUAGCUCAGCCGGCUGCUGCCUGACAGGACACUUCUGUUGCACUUAGAGUUUACAUUUUAAUGGGUAUAAAAACAACUUCGAGAGAUGCCUGGGCUUGCAGAAGCCCAGCAUUGCUCAAAAAGCGUGUGUUCUAGUGAACAUUUUCAUAUAUAUUUAUUGGUUAUAGCCUGUUAAAAUAUUUUCUUUUUUGUAUUAUUUAUCCCCCUACAUUAUGUAUUUAUAUAAAAGAAAAAACCUGUACUUUUUUAGUAUUUACUUGUUAUAAAGGACGUUGUGUUUCCUGUCAUGUAAAACCAGCUAUUUUAGUUUUUGUUGUACUCUAGAAAAAGAGCUGUAGGUUUAUGUUAACCUCGUACUUAUGAGCGAUUGUAAUUAGUUCUAAACGGCAUGAAACCCAGCUCCCAAGCGUCACUGUAUAGUCCUGAAUUUGUAGCUGUUAGUUAAUUCCCUGCUGGAACUUUCUUUGUUCUUCCGUAGUUCCUUUUUUUCCUUACUUAAAAGGGUUGUCUGUCAAACAAUUCUGGAAUAAACUUUCUGUUAUCAAUUUUA